Messenger RNA from Fragaria vesca subsp. vesca, 1264 nucleotides. RefSeq lists its product as uncharacterized. The coding region runs from base 114 to 950 and encodes 278 amino acids. NCBI's taxonomy places the organism in Eukaryota, Viridiplantae, Streptophyta, Magnoliopsida, Rosales, Rosaceae. The record is from RefSeq and is a predicted model, not a curated record. The transcript is spliced from 11 exons.
UCCACCACUUCAUUUCCAGUCCAUACACCCAGCAACCAUGCAUCUCUGCCGCCACAAAUUAGACCAACAAUUAUGAGAUUAUAAAACCACCGCGGUGAGCUUGGUGCCCAAUCAUGGUGUUCUUACGCGAUUAUCUGAUAUGGGUUGUACUGACCUUCACGAUUCUGCACCGAGUUAACUCAGUCUCUCCCAACUGCCGUCUCAGUGUUGUUGACGAUGACAAGCUCUACGACUACAGCUUGGAUUCUCCCAUGCCCUUGUUCCCUCACGGAGUGAGAAGCGAAGAUGGGUUCUACAAGGUUGCAGGAAACAAGACUGUGAUCUGGUUUCAGCUAUGCGAUGGAAUGAUUUUCAAUCAUGACCCACCUGGAUGUGUUGAUUGCUUGGACUGUGGCGGUCCAUCACACUGUGGCAUGGGUUGUAGUGCUCUUGUAGCGAAAAACAUAGGAGGUUACGAUGUUUGCACUACAGUUGGGCGUGCCGCGAGCAUGGACAUUAACAUAAUUGAUAAGAACAAUCCUCACAUUGGUGUCAUUGUUAAGAUGUCAAGUAAUGGCCUAAAGGGAAAUUGUUCACUCUCUGUGUCUGUAAUGUGUGAUCCUAAUGGAGUUCAGGAACCAUAUUUGUUGGAGAAAACAGGGAAAUGUGACUAUGCUACAAUGCUAAAGCAUCCUUCUGGCUGUGCCAAGAUUGUACAUGUUUAUGGCAAAGGAUGGGGCUGGUUUGUAACCUUCCUAAUCAUCAUCUUGUGCCUUUUUGGAGUGUAUCUGUUGGCUGGUGCAGGUUAUCGAUAUUUCAGUCUUGGCUUUCAUGGAAUAGAUAUUUUACCAAACUUGGACUUUUGGACCGGUUUACCUCAGCAAGCACAGAGUGUGUCUGCUUCUUUAUUGCACAAAUUUAGGGGAUCUUCUCAAGUUCAUCGAAGCUCCUAUUCUCCUGUCAACUUCUGAGCGAGCAUAAAGAUUUUGUUCUAGGUUAAUCUAGUGAAGUUCAUUUUGUCUGUACUUUGCCAUCAACAGUCAGCGAACAUGAGAAAAAUUUUAUGCACACAACGGCGUACUCAAAGCUACCACUUAAUCUCUACCACACCAUAAUAUAGAAGGUGCUCUUGCCAUCUCACUCGAGCGUUCCACUCUCUCUCUCUCUCUUUUUAUUUUUUUUCAAAGGAGACCUCAUCAAUGGGGUGGAAUAGGUGCUCAUUUGGAUGUAUUGUUUGCACUCAUAGUUUAAUAUCAUAGAUGAAACUGAGUAAUGAAAACUUUAA